UCGAACCUGCCCCUUUUCCUUGGUGUGUGAAAAUGGCUGCUGCAGUGAAGAAGAGCAUGAAGAGCGUGUGUUUGAUCGUCAUAGACGGCUGGGGAAUAUCCGACGAGACGAGAGGCAAUGCCAUCAAGAAUGCUGAGACGCCAGUGAUGGACACACUGGCUGAGGCCGAGAGUCGUGGCGAGUACACCACUCUGGACGCCUCCGGUCUGGCUGUGGGGAUCCCAGCUGGAGUGAUGGGCAACAGUGAGGUGGGGCACUUUACCAUCGGCACCGGCAGAGUUGCAUACCAGGACCUGGUGGCCAUAAAUCUGUCGAUAUCAGACAAGGCUCUGGCCUCUAGACCUGUUCUGGUGGACGCCUUCACUACAGCCAAGUCCAAGACCGGCCGGCUACAUUUCCUGGGCCUUGUGAGUGAUGGAGGGGUGCACAGUCACAUAGACCACCUGGAGGCCCUGCUGGCUGCAGCCAAGGAAGCAUCCGUUCCCCAGUCCUUCAUACAUUUCUUUGCCGACGGGAGGGACACUGCACCUGUCAGUGGAGUUCAAUACGUGGGAAGGCUGCAGUCCUAUCUUUCUUCCCUGCAAUACGGGACGCUGGCCACUCUCACCGGCCGCUACUACGCAAUGGACAGAGACAAACGCUACGAGAGAACCAAACUGGCAUUUGAGGGUCUUGUGAAGGGAGAGGGAGAGAGAGUGACCCCAGACAACCUCAUACAGAAAAUGGAGGAGAGGUACAGUUUGAGUGGCAAAGAGCGACAGACGGACGAGUUCAUGAAGCCUCUCAUUGUCGAAGAUGCCGGGACUAUCAGAGACAGCGACACUCUGAUUUUCAUCGACUUCAGAGCCGACCGAAUGAGACAGAUAGUGGAGGCCCUCGGACUCAAACCCCAGUUCCAGACAGACGCCAUCCCGCGUGACCUUAGUGUGUACACAAUGACACAGUACAAGGGAGAGUUUCCGUUCCCCGUCAUCUUCCCGUCAGAUACUCCCAAGAACAGUCUCGCCGAGUGGCUCUCUGCCAAGAGCAUUCCCCAGCUCCACACUGCAGCCGGUCUGCUCAAAGCUCUGCUCUGUGCCUGCUCGCCAAAAAGCACCGUAUGAAUAAUUAUAUACACUCAAAAUGAGACUAGUACCUCACAUGCUACUGCCAUUAACCCACUUUCAAAGUAAAGGAAGAUCCAUCACAUAGAGCACCCCACACAUUAUACCUCUAAAGUUUCACAUCUUUCGCACAGAGACGGAGAAGUACGCACACGUGACCUUCUUCUUCAACGGCGGUGUCGAGGAGGCGUGGCCAGGCGAGGACAGAGUUAUGGUGCCGUCUCCAAAGGUCGCGACCUAUGACCUGCAGCCAGAGAUGAGUGCCAGUGGAGUUGCCAAGGAGGUGGUGAAAGCGGUUAAGAGUGGGAAAUAUCCGUUCGUGAUGUGUAACUUUGCUCCCCCGGACAUGGUGGGUCACACCGGUGUCUACGAUGCUGCGGUUGUUGCCUGCGCUGCCACCGAUGUGGCCAUAGGAGAGAUCCAGAGGGCGUGCGAGGAGACGGGCUACGUUCUCCUAAUCACCGCAGACCAUGGCAACGCCGAGAGGAUGAUUGACGAGGAUGGGAACCCCGUCACCAAGCACACCACCUACCGAGUUCCGUUCUGUGUUCACGGAGAUGGGUGCAAGCUGCUAGAGGUUACUCACGACCCUGGCCUGGCAGACGUCGCUCCCACCGUCCUGGCCAUCAUGGGACUGGACCAACCUCCCGAAAUGACCGGCCAGUCUCUCCUGGCCACUCCCAACUAGCUCCUGAACAAUAGUAUAUAUACCUCUCUUAGAGACUAUUUCUUGUUUCAUAUCUCCUCAUUUCAUUCCCUAGACUCCUCACUGGGUCUUGGAGGUAGAGUAGCAACAUACAUAGCAACUCGCAAUGUAGUGUGAAGCAUAGAGGGAAAACCAAUUCAAUUUGAGACCGAGAGUGUUCUCUGUGGAUUAGGACUGAACAAGCAAUCCACCUGACAAGUUUUUUUCCCCUCUAAGACCUUCUUAUGACUGAUGUACAGUAUCUCCAUCAAUAUUUCCCACUGUGGUAAUGUGUAUGCCUUCCAGUGAGGUCUCACUGCAUACUGACACGUGCGAGAGCGAGAUGCG
Geodia barretti is the source of this 2136-nucleotide messenger RNA. The record is from the annotation of a GenBank genome assembly. NCBI's taxonomy places the organism in Eukaryota, Metazoa, Porifera, Demospongiae, Tetractinellida, Geodiidae.